UGUUUGCUUUAAUCUACAGUUGUUUUCCUCGGGUUGCGGAUCAUAGUCGACACUCCAGGUAUGCCGUCUUCUCCAAAUUCUCCCUUUUCUUUCAAUUGUUUCCUCUGCGACGCAUGUCUUGCUGUUGGUGGGGUCUCGAUUCCUCUAUGAUGACCACCGGAGAAUGCAGUUUCGAUUAAAAUUGGUUUUCGAUUACCGUCACUGACUAGCAGCAGGAACAAGAGCCGACGUCGGUCUCUUCUGAUUUCAACAUCUAUGCCUGAUUCUCCUUCUGUCGCCGCUUCGUGAAUCCAAUGGUAAUUUUUGAAAACACGAUCAUAUCUAUUUCAAUCACAUGAAUCAAACAGACUAUUAGAAUGGUUGUGUAUUGUAUAUUGAAAUCUAUAAAGAAUCAAAACAAAUUCGUUGUACAAAAUGUUCAUAUUUCUAUAUGAUGUACUUUCUGUAUCGUUUUAUGUUUCAUUGUUCUUCGUUUUUGGUUUAGUGAUGAGGAAGAUCUGUAUUACAGGGUGAAUCUACAUGAAGAUGAUUUCUUAUUGUUUAGUGUGCGUCUUAGAUGAAAACACGACCAUAUCACUGAUUUGUAAUGAAAAGAAGUUGACCAAAGGUCUAAUUCUUAGAUGAAAACAUGACCAUAUCACUGAUUUUAUUCCAUGUUUAGUUUGCAAAAUCACAUCUAGGUCAAGAGAUACACGGGUCGGGCUGUACUUUGCCUAUAUCAUUAUAUGAGGGGUCUUUCCCCUGUUCCUCAGAAAAUCCCAAAUUUUAGUGGAGAGGCAGAUGGCUGUCAUGGAAGAUUCGAAGAUAAUGAAGUCAAACUCUUCAUCGAGAGCUGCCAAUCCGACCCUUGGUAUUUCUUGCUUACAUGUGACAGAUCUUCAUCGUCUUCAGCAACCAGUCCUGCUAGCAGAGUACCAUCAAAUGUUGAAGUUAGGGUGGAAAAGAGUGGCGAUGGUGGUGACUCCAUUAACACUGCCACCACCCCCAUCUCACCAUCUCUUUCAAAGCUCAACAGUGGCUCCAUGCCAUCUCCACCAGACCACCACUACCACAAGGAAAACGAAAAAUACUCUGAUCGAGUUAUAAAAAGCUCAAAUGGCUAUGCUUUACCUGGAACAAUGACAGGAAGGUUGGAUGAUUCAGCUAAAACAUAUGGUGAAGUAUUCAUCACUGGAGCAAAACCAAAAUUGCAAUAUGGAUCCUAUCACUCCUUCAACUUUCUGGUUUUUUUAUCAAAAGAAAAGUGUUGUAGACGAUGCAAUUCUUGCCAUAUCAUUAGGUGA
Messenger RNA from Lactuca saligna, 1283 nucleotides. Lineage: Eukaryota; Viridiplantae; Streptophyta; Magnoliopsida; Asterales; Asteraceae. The record is from the annotation of a GenBank genome assembly.